Aspergillus versicolor CBS 583.65 is the source of this 492-nucleotide messenger RNA. RefSeq lists its product as uncharacterized. The transcript is spliced from 2 exons. NCBI's taxonomy places the organism in Eukaryota, Fungi, Ascomycota, Eurotiomycetes, Eurotiales, Aspergillaceae. The coding region runs from base 1 to 492 and encodes 163 amino acids. The record is from RefSeq and is a predicted model, not a curated record.
AUGACUGACCGCUACUCAAACACCCGCUACUCCCGCUUCCACAACAUAGACAACUACGACGAUGACGACGACAUCAUAAAUCUCAACCUCAGCACCUCCACCGGCUUCGUCAACCCCUCAGCAACAACAUACCAUGACGUGCGGCCCGGAUACGGCGGCGGGGAGACCUACGACCAAGGCUACAGCCAGGGCCAAAACUACGGCCCGCAAGCUGGCGAUAAUGACGCAGAUGUCUACGACUAUGACGCUGACGUUGACUACGACGAGGUCCUCACCGAUAAGCCUGUGACUGGAACGGGGACUAGCGCUAGCGUGGUGGACUAUGCUACUGGGUCUGGCGGGUUUCGGCAUCAUCGGGAGAGAAUGACGGAGGAUGGAGUCUACCAGGCGAGAGAUGUGAAGAGGCGUGGAGAUGGGUCCAAGCAUGUUCAUCGCGAGUAUCAGAACCCGGUUACGGGGACGCGCACGGUAAGAGAUUAUGAGGUUGAGUGA